Molecule: messenger RNA, 881 nt
Organism: Daphnia carinata
Lineage: Eukaryota; Metazoa; Arthropoda; Branchiopoda; Diplostraca; Daphniidae
Exons: 4
Coding region: 126-632 (168 amino acids)
Source: RefSeq, a predicted model, not a curated record
UACUAGCGUUGGAAAUUCCCACCACACUCGUUCAAACAAUGACGGAAAACUCGGGGCGUCACACUACAGCAGCAGGGUAUAUAUGAUUGGAUUCGUCUCUAAAAGGCAGUGAAUAGUUGAAACAAAUGUCAGUGGCAGUCAUGGCUUCAACCGUUCCCAAAAUUGCCUUUGUCGCCUUUUUGAUUUUCGUCCAGUGGAUUUACCGUCCCGUUAAUGCCUUCCCGUUUCGGAAGAACGAAGCGUACGGAGAACACGCCAUCCGCAACUGGCGAACAUCUUCGUCGCGAGAUCGUGAAUCAUUGCCGGACUAUCAGCCGCUCUGUCAAUCUGUCAAUCACAGAGUAGACCUUCAGAAGGAUUCAGACGAACAAGAAUACGAAUUUCGUCCUCCGUUUUACCAUUCGAUCGAGUGCAAACAUACUGCCGACAAGCUUCAUCACCGCGGGCAUCACGAUGGCUCACAGAUGUGCCUGAAAUCAGGUUUGGCUUGCGUCCAACGCACUAAAACGAUUCAAAUAGCCAAAAGAAAAAUUGGAACAACUUGCUGGACUUUAUUUACCAAGGAAGUUCAUUCCGGAUGUGAGUGCAUGUGGCCUGUUCAUUCCAACGGCGAUUCCAAAUACUUCACCUGAGUUGACCCACAUGAAUCCACUCACGGUUAUUCGUCAAAUCCGUUCUACGUCGAUCCCAGAUCACGUCGAUUUGGUGUCCAGUAUUCCGAAUCAUCCGCUCAUUGUUUCGUUUGCCUUUUUAAUUGUUCUAAUUUGUCUAUGUCUUUUUGCUUCGGUCUUCGAAAGUUUCACAGAACUCAACUAAAAACUGUGCAAACAUUCGCGAUCUCAAGUGCUCUUUUGAGUUAAAUAAAUGAAUUUUAUGACUUA